AUGACCGGCGAUUUUCGUGCGGAACUCGCCAUUCGGCCAGCUCCGCUGAACAUCAACAGAAAACCUGCCAACGGCAUAAGCAGCCACAGCACAAACGGGAUGUCGAACGGUACCUCGACAAACGGAAUUUCGACAAACGGUACCCCGACAAACGGGGCCACCGGCGCGAUCCCUAUUGCCAACGGUGCCGCCAACCGCUUCCCAGGACACAAGCACGCUCGAUCCUCCUACUCAGACUCGCCGUUCAUCACCCGGAAUAACUCCUUCACCUUCCGUCCUGCCAAGCGCUCCAUGGCUACGCCAGCGAAGACUAUUGCUGUUGUCAAUGCAAGUGGCCGUCAGGCAGCCUCUCUGAUCCGCUAUGCAACCGCUGUUGGCUACCAUGUCCGCGCGCAGAUGCGGAAUCGGCUCGGCGUCGUUGCUACCGAGGUAGCAACGAAUGAGAAUGUGACCGUUUUUGAGGGCGAGCUUUACACCCGCCUUCCCCGAACCGACUCGCAAAAAGCAAAAGGCAGUCUCUCGGACCAUGUCGAUGUUACCCGCGCUGACUCAUCGCUUCCCGGCAUUGGUGUAAAUUACGACCUCAUCCACGACAUCUUUCGAGGUGCACAGCUCGCCUUCAUCAACACUACCUUUUACGGAGACGAGGUGAAGAUCGGCGAGGCUCUUGCUGAUGCCGCCAAGAAGGCCGGCAUUCAGCACUACGUCUAUUCGUCCAUGCCCGACCACCAAGCAUACAAUCCAGAGUGGCCAUCUUUGCCACUGUGGGCAACAAAGCACCAGGUGGAGGAGUACAUUCAAGAGAUCGGGCUGCCUGCUACCUUCGUGUAUACGGGCAUCUACAACAACAAUUUUACCUCCCUCAGCUACCCCCUGUUUUGCAUGCACUUGCGGUCAGACGGCUCUUUCCUGUGGGAAGCGCCUUUCCACCCGGACGCAAAGCUGCCUUGGCUAGACGCUGAGCACGAUGUUGGUCCUGCCAUCCUUCAGGUUUUCAAGGACGGCGUGACCAAGUGGGGUGGUGGCAAGCGCAUAGCUCUAGCUUACGAGAUGCUGUCCCCCCGUGAGGCCUGCCAGCUCUUCGCCCGCGGUGUCGGGCGCCCUGUUCGCUACAAGCGCCGGCCGAUCGAGCUGAAGGUUCCCAUCCCCGAUGGCUACAGGACCCAACUUAAGGCCCUUGAGCAGCUGUUCUUCUUUGGCGGCGAGGACCCAAAGAAGCAGCCACCUUACUUUGGUAGCCGGGAGCUCGAGGACGACGUGCCAAAGUUAGCUAUGGAGCUGUGGGAGGGUCCUAGGGGCAUCGAAGAGUAUGCCCGCGAGGUGUUUCCUCUUGAGGAACAGGCCAACGGGCUUACCUGGAUGUUUGACGAGGAAGAUGAUACUGAAGACAACGACCAUAAUGCCAUAGGUCCUGGCGGCAUUCCGCCUAGCAGUUUGGACACUAGCCAGAGCGUAGGAUAUGAUGGCGACAUCAACGACAACGACACCAACGACAACGAGGACGAUGAAGACGAGGACGGAUUAGUGAUGCGUGUCACCGCUCGGGAUGACGAAGAGUGGUUGCCAUAG
This is a messenger RNA of Grosmannia clavigera kw1407, 1569 nucleotides long. RefSeq names its product nitrogen metabolite repression regulator. The transcript has a single exon. Bases 1 to 1569 code for a protein of 522 amino acids. The record is from RefSeq and is a predicted model, not a curated record. NCBI's taxonomy places the organism in Eukaryota, Fungi, Ascomycota, Sordariomycetes, Ophiostomatales, Ophiostomataceae.